Molecule: messenger RNA, 1649 nt
Organism: Antechinus flavipes (yellow-footed antechinus)
Lineage: Eukaryota; Metazoa; Chordata; Mammalia; Dasyuromorphia; Dasyuridae
Product: PACRG-like protein
Exons: 1
Source: RefSeq, a predicted model, not a curated record
GGUCGUGCUGCUCACAGCCUCUAUGAGGGGCUCUAGAGCUUCAAGGCCCGGAGCUAUGCGGUAGGACGUCCGCGUCUGAGGCCCGCGCUCCUGCAGGAGCAACCACUAAGGAAGAAUGCAGAAAUCAGAAAGUCAUGGAAGCUUGUAGAUGAGAAACCGAGUAACAGGCACCUGUGAACAAAGAACGUCAUCUGGUUCCCAAGUAAAACACAGAUCGGUAAUACACCAAAAUAAGGCAUCCUCCACCAAUUCUAUAAAUUUUGCAAAGAAGCCUCACCAUCGGCCAAAUGAUAAACUUAAUCCUAAAACUAUUGACCCAUUCAGUGAUCAGCCACGUGCCUCUUCUGCUUUUGCUGCUAUUUACUCCAAAGGAGGUAUCCCUUGCAGGUUGGUACAUGGCUCAGUAAAACACAGAUUACAGUGGGACUGCCUUCCUGAAACUCUUCCAUUUGAUCUUCUUCUUAUUACUUUAGCAGAGGGUUUGAGAGAGACUAAACAUCCAUAUACAUUUGUAUCAAAAGAAGGUUUUAAAGAAUUACUUUUGGUACAAGGUGCUACUGAAAAAGCCGUGCCCUUGCUACCGAGACUGAUUCCUGUCUUGAAGGCUGCUCUGACUCAUUCAGAUGGUGAAGUGUUUGAAAGGGGGUUGAAUGCUUUAGUACAGUUGAGUAGUAUUGUCGGGCCUUCUCUAAAUGAUCAUCUGAAGCAUUUGCUUACAAGUCUUUCCAAAAGACUAAUGGAUAAGAAAUUCAAAGAGCCAAUCACCAGUGCUUUACAAAAGCUAGAACACCAUGGUGGAGGUGGCAGUCUGAUGAUUAUCAAAGCUAAAAUUCCAACCUAUUGUUCCAUCUCCUCUUAAACCAAAGGAAUAAAACGAUUUGAUUAAAUGGUGAGAGAUAUCAGAAGCAUGUGAUGAACAUCAUAGGAUCCCAUUUGAAUAAGUUCCUUUUCUUAAUCACAGCUCCUGAUAUAUUUACAUGAUAAAAAUUAGUACACAGAACUGAUUCCAUUGAAUCACAGUAAAUUCACAUUUAUCAGCUUGGGAAAAUGGAAAAUAAUGGAAAACUAUUGAAAGGACUUUUAUAGUGCAAUUUAUGGGGUUUAUCAGUUUUUUUUUUCCCUUGCUACAUUGGUUUGUAUUAAGAACCAGAGUUUUGUUUACAGUUUCAGAUUUGAUAUUUAUAUUUUAGUUAGCAUAUCAAUCACUUAAGUGAUUGUACUAGUUUUUCAUAAUGACUCUGUCAUACUUUGAUAGGUCUAAAAAUCCUACAAAGUCAUAGAAAUUAUAAGAAUUAAACUGGUAACUCACUGAUAAAUUAUUGCUUAUAAACAGGUAUUUUUAUAAUAUGGAAUGCUUGGUGAAAACAUCCAGAAUGUGACUUUUUAUUAGUGUAAAUUUCUACAUGUUAAGGUGUAAAUUAUUAUUUUACAACUUGCUAAAACUAUAGAUGAGUUUAGAUGUUGUAACAAGUAAAUAUUAUUUUAUAUUUCCUUACCUUAAAGAAAUAUGACUUGUGGAAUGGAAUAUUUAAGAAUUCAACUCUUGAAAUUCCAGAUUGUAUUCACAAAACUUUUAGUGUUAACUUGUUAACUCUUUUCCCCUUAAAAUGACUUAAUAAAUAUGUUGUAAUUCUUAAAAAAAAAUAAAA